Molecule: messenger RNA, 4763 nt
Organism: Babesia bovis T2Bo
Lineage: Eukaryota; Apicomplexa; Aconoidasida; Piroplasmida; Babesiidae
Product: ABC transporter family protein
Exons: 1
Coding region: 109-4752 (1547 amino acids)
Biological process (GO): transmembrane transport
Cellular component (GO): membrane
Molecular function (GO): ATP binding; ATP hydrolysis activity; ABC-type transporter activity
Source: RefSeq, a predicted model, not a curated record
ACGGCAUUCUACGCGCGCUGGUGAUCCACGACUGCGGCAUCUAGGCAAGUUAUAUUCUGUGAACAAUGCCUAAUGUUUAAGUAACUCCAAUAGGACGGUGGAUCCAUUAUGAAACCGUAUAAUAUGUUUACAGCUACUGAUAUAUUUACAAUGGAUCCGAACGAUAUAUAUGAUUCUAGGAUGGUGGAUAAAACACAACAUAAAAGCUAUAACGAUUCUGGUAUAUGUAAUUUUCUGCUCUUAAGAUGGGCUAAAUGGUGGGUGAAGUAUAUUUGCACUCAUAUCAUAGAACCGGAAGGGGUACACCGGUUGCCAGAGGCUGAUCAAAUUUCCUAUUGGCAACCAAUACUGUCAAAACAUGUUAGUGAUGGAAUCCUUCGACUGGAAGAAUCGCAAAGGCAGCAAUCUGAUGAUUUACAGGAUGGUAAAGGUAAAAAGCGUGGUAGGAGCAUAAUGCUCCGAGCAAUUUUGCUCACCUUUUGGCGUCGCAUUGCAUUAACACUCCUUGUAAUGAUUAUUAUUGCCAUUACCACAGCAGUAACCGUCAUGUUUUUAAAGCGGCUGCUUACCAUGUUAUCGAGUAAAGAACAAGACUGGGGAAUGAUUGUAUUAUUAGUCUGUUCUAUUGUUGGUAUAGAGACUGUAAAUACCUUCUUAGACCAGCACGCUAAUUUGUAUAACAUGCGUUUGCAAACUUUAAUGGAAGCGUCCAUCGCCAUAACUCUCUUUCAACAUGGAUUAUGCCACCGUAGGGAUUAUCCCAACUUAAUGCGCGCCCAUUCUGUGAGACAAGGAUGCAAAAGUGCUGUUCACGUUGCAUCUUCCACAAAUCAGGAUGCUUGUGAAAUAUUGGCAUGCCCAGCUAGGCGACAUCAAAAUGCUGAAUUGACGCCCAGUAUGUAUACUUUUUUGUUUGUGGAUACUUACUAUAUAGUGGCCCUUGUUGAUGCUUGUGUGAUGCUGUUGCGUUUUAUCUGUAAUAUCAUAGCUGGCAUACUUUUAAUAUACACACAAACAGGUAUGGAUAUACUACUCCCAAUAAUUAUUAUUGCAUCCAGCAUUGUAAUUAUGAUUUUGGUUGAAGUGAUUAAUGCGUGCAAUAUAAUUCAUUCGUUAAGGUCGAAGGAUGACCGUAUUUCAAAGAGUUCUGAUAUCAUUGGAUCCUUGAAGAUGUUGGAAGUUGCUGGUAUAGAAGACAUCGGUUUUAACGUGAUACAGGACAGUAGAAGCGAUGAGCUCGCGGUGCUUCAAUCCAGGCUUUCGUUAUUUUCAAUAAACCGGUCCUUGAUGAGAGUCAUUGGGGCCAUAGUGUACAUAGUGGUUAUUCUUGGUUUCAUCCGUAAGGAGAAAUCAGGAGCAAAUGGAGCGGACUUUGACGUUUCUCUUCCUAUUACACUGCUUCACAUUGUAAAUGCCAUUGUAGGUUCUUUUGAUUAUCUGCUCAAAAGUUUGAAAAUAGUGGUAGAAGGAGUUACAUCGAUCGGGAGGAUUGAAACAUAUAUGAAAACUUGUUCACCAAAUUUUUAUUUGACUAACCGUAACAUAUUGACGGGGUCACCCAGGAAGUCAUUACCUGCAGAAAUACCUAAAGGGGAUAAAAAUAUAAGUAAAAAUACACUUGUUAUUUUAAAGGAUGCCUCUUUUACUUGGCUUAACGUACGAGAAGAAUUCUUAAUGCAAUCUCCACAACCACCUUUGGUAUUUUCUGGCGUAAAUUUUGAACUAAAACGGGGUGACAUCCGUAUAGUCACCGGUAACCAAGGCAGCGGCAAAACUAGUUUUAUUAAAUCGAUCCUUGGGGAAAUGACCUUGGUUUCUGGCAGUAUGGCAGUGGCACCCUUGUCCACUGAUAUGCCCAUUUUCUACAGUUCACAAGAUAUAUGGCUUCCAAGCGGGACCAUUCGAUCUGUUAUCACUUUUGGCUACACCUUUGACGAAGAAGUUUAUCAUCAAGUAUUACGAAGUGUCGAACUUGAGUCAGAUAUCCAAUCAUGGGCCAAUGGAGAUUCACGUGUAAUUUCUGAGCAAGGUUACUCACUGAGUGGUGGGCAACGUGUUAGAGUGGGUCUGGCUAGGGCCCUUUAUGCCUAUAUGAUAUUCAGCAAAGCUAAUGAACAACUGGAGAACCGUUGCUGUUUCUUGGUGUGUCUUGACGAACCAUUCCACGGCCUGGAUCCGAAUGUAACCAUCAAAAUAUUUGACAACUUGUUUAACAAACGUACUGGGUUACUAGUGCGUGAUGACGUCGCAGUAAUUUUGACUAUGUCAAAAAGUGUCAUCAACUUAUAUACUUCGUCAGAUGUUCAGUCGAAUUUAGUUAACAUUCAAAUCCAUCAUAUAAAUGGACUUGAAGUUGGCAGCCCAGAACUAAUGGAUGUUGGUUCUCCACACAGAUUAAAAUCAUCUGAAGAGCUGUCCACACCGGGUGCAGGUGAAUCUCAUAUUGUAGGAAGUUAUGAUUGUUUUGCUCAUUCGCAGAGGUUUAAUGUGCUUUAUCACGAAGUAGAGAGCACCGUUGAUGCAUUCAACACGGAUCCACAGGGGGAAGGGAAUAGGGCAAAAUUGUCCCUAGAAGACCAGAAGAAACAAUGCGCAACAUCAUCUGCAUAUGGUCUCUACAUAUCCGGAAUGGGAAUAUUCUACAGUUUGGCUAUUUUUAUUUCUUUGAUCACUGCCAUUGUACUGGACAAAGUCUUCGGAAUACUAGUUGCACAAUGGUCAGAUGUGGUCAAGAGUUUGGAAGGCAACGACACAGUUCAAACAAAUCAAGAUGAAAUAUUGGCAAAACAUACUGAGGUUGCAACAAAAUUGAAGAUUUUGGUACCAUCUUUUAUUGCUUUAGUGUUUAUUGGCAUGUUUAUUGCUGUAUUUGCAAAUAUCCGUGCUUCCACUAGGAUACAUGAAUUUAUAAUGAAUUCAAUAUUUCAGAGGUCUUCUUCCGAGUUAAAACUAAAAAACUCUUUGGCAAAGAUUAUCACCUUCUUGACUUCGGAUAUUUAUUACAUUGAUGAACAUGUAGGUCGUUUCAUUGUAGCAACAUUAUUCUCUUUCCUCAGUAUCUGUGUCCAAUUCAUUACCAUUUGCUACACAGUGCCUAUACUUUCUCCCAUACCUAUUUUGAUGGGUGUAAUUCUGUACUUGUUUGUAGUUAAGAACUAUUUGAUAGCUUCCAAGAUACUGCAAAAUGUUAUGUUAGAAGCGAAUAAUUCGAUCAAUGCAGUCUACGGUGAUGUUAUUGCUGGAUCUGCAAUUUACAGAAGUUUUCGGAAGGAGCAUUUAUGUAUUAAAAGAGUCUGCGUUUAUUCGGAAAAUUUUUAUGCCAUCAAGUUUCUGAAAAUUGCAUUAACUACCUGGGCAAUGUUAACCUGCAAGCUUUUUGCCGUCGGCAUUGUUUUGUGCGCGGCCUUUAUCCCUGUAGUAUAUGCUUAUUUCCGUGGUGAUGAGCUUAAAGUAGCACAAAUUGGUUUGGGCAUUUCAUAUUCUUUGGGGAUAAAUGGUCUGCUUCAUGGAUUUAUAUUCAAUUUUUCCAUGCUGGAAAAGCAAAUGUGUUCCAUGGUACGUUUUCGAGACUACUUCCUGCAGGGGAAAACCUCAUUACGACACACGUUUGAAACAAUGAAUGAGACGGUGAUGAUCACAAACGCAUUUACGGAAUACCUAGGUGACAACCAAAGGCGCUGGAGUGGAUUGUCACGCCGUCGUAAAAACGAGUAUUACAACUUUUUAUUCAGGAAGUACCUUUCUUGCCUGGGCUACUUAUUUUACCGUCCCAAAGUGGAAUUCCUGGAUUGCGAAUAUUACUUGCCUGGGGAACACACUACUUUGGAGCUUCGUGAUGUGUCCGUUACCAUCCCACCUAGGACCGAGACCAAUGUACCAUCGCCUAUAUUAAAGCAUGUUACCGCUUCUGCCAAUGCGGGUGAUAUAAUAGGCAUUGUCGGUCGCACUGGAGCUGGCAAGAGUACGUUGUUGGCGACGCUACAGAACAUAGUGGAACAUCGUGACGGGUCACUGUUGAUUGACGGUCGUGAAAUGAAGUCUAUACCACGCAAGGUUUUGCGUCAUAUUGUGGGUGUCCUGCCACAAAUGCCAUUUAUACCAAAGGGUUGGACACUUCGUAGGUUCCUUGACCCUCGUAUGUUGUACUCAGAUGAUGAGAUAAUAAGUGCUCUAGAAUGCUGUGGUCUCCAGGAUCUCGUCAAUAUCGAAGGCGGUACAAACUUGCUAGACGCCAUCCUAGUAAGGUCUAAUAUCAAGGUUAACAAGGGUUUGUACCUAAUGCCCCCGUUGGUGCGCUUGAGAGGUCCAAAGGACGAUGCAAUUUGUUUGGAUCGCUCCCUGUCCGGUUCUAGAGGCAACAAUGAAAACAGAAAUAGUGGCUUCUCAACCAGUCAACUACGUCAGCUGUCGUUUGCCCGGCUGGUCCUUUAUCGCAAAACUUAUCGCAUCCUUCUGAUCGACGAGCCUCCUGCAGAAAAUUGCGAGAGCGCGCCGAAGGAGAUUUUAGACACACCUCGUGAGAGCACGAAUGACAUCGGUAUGCCCAUAUAUGACCUUGUGAAAAUCCACUUCCGCCAUUGCACCACCUUUAUAGUGGCUCACAAUAAGAACGCGCUCAAGACUUGCACUGCUGUCUGGAUCAUGCGUGACGGUAUGCUCGUCAGAGAAUGCUCAGCAGAAGAGUUUAUGGUUAACGGGCGAAAAAUUAUGGCCAACAUAGAACUCUAUCUCGCAAAUAUGGAUUCGACGUAGGGCACUGCUGU